Messenger RNA from Puma concolor (puma), 4185 nucleotides. Lineage: Eukaryota; Metazoa; Chordata; Mammalia; Carnivora; Felidae. The record is from RefSeq and is a predicted model, not a curated record.
AUCAGAGGUCUGCAGAUGAAGGCAGAAGACUAUGAUGUUGUAAAAGUGAUUGGGAGAGGUGCUUUUGGUGAAGUGCAGCUGGUUCGUCAUAAGGCAUCACAGAAGGUUUAUGCUAUGAAGCUUCUUAGUAAGUUUGAAAUGAUAAAAAGAUCAGAUUCUGCUUUUUUCUGGGAAGAGAGAGAUAUUAUGGCCUUUGCCAACAGUCCCUGGGUGGUUCAGCUCUUUUGUGCUUUUCAAGAUGAUAAGUAUCUGUACAUGGUAAUGGAGUACAUGCCUGGUGGAGAUCUUGUAAACCUUAUGAGUAACUAUGAUGUCCCUGAAAAGUGGGCCAAAUUUUAUACUGCUGAAGUUGUUCUUGCUCUGGAUGCCAUACACUCCAUGGGUCUCAUUCACAGAGAUGUAAAGCCUGACAACAUGCUCUUGGAUAAACAUGGACAUCUAAAGUUAGCAGAUUUUGGCACAUGUAUGAAGAUGGAUGAAACAGGCAUGGUGCAUUGUGAUACAGCAGUUGGAACACCUGAUUAUAUUUCACCUGAGGUUCUCAAAUCACAAGGGGGUGAUGGUUACUAUGGGCGAGAAUGUGAUUGGUGGUCUGUGGGUGUUUUCCUUUUUGAGAUGCUGGUGGGGGAUACUCCAUUUUAUGCAGAUUCACUUGUAGGAACAUAUAGCAAAAUUAUGGAUCAUAAAAACUCACUGUGUUUCCCAGAAGAUGCAGAAAUUUCUAAACAUGCGAAGAAUCUCAUCUGUGCCUUCUUAACAGAUAGGGAGGUACGACUUGGGAGAAAUGGGGUAGAAGAAAUCAAACAACAUCCUUUCUUUAAGAAUGAUCAGUGGAAUUGGGAUAACAUAAGAGAGACGGCAGCUCCUGUAGUACCUGAACUCAGCAGUGACAUAGACAGCAGCAACUUUGAUGACAUCGAAGAUGAUAAAGGAGAUGUAGAAACCUUCCCAAUUCCUAAAGCUUUUGUGGGAAAUCAGCUGCCUUUUAUAGGAUUUACCUACUAUAGAGAAAAUUUGUUAUUAAGUGACUCUCCAUCUUGCAGAGAAAAUGAUUCAAUACAGUCAAGGAAAAAUGAAGAAAGCCAAGAGAUUCAGAAAAAACUAUACACGUUAGAAGAACACCUUAGCACUGAGAUACAAGCCAAAGAAGAAUUAGAGCAGAAGUGCAAAUCUGUUAAUACUCGCCUUGAGAAGGUAGCAAAGGAGCUAGAAGAGGAGAUUACCUUAAGGAAAAAUGUGGAAUCAGCAUUAAGACAAUUAGAAAGAGAAAAGGCACUUCUUCAGCACAAAAAUGCAGAAUAUCAGCGGAAAGCUGAUCAUGAAGCAGACAAGAAACGAAAUUUGGAAAACGAUGUUAACAGUUUAAAGGAUCAACUUGAAGAUUUGAAAAAAAGGAAUCAGAACUCUCAAAUAUCCACUGAGAAAGUAAAUCAACUCCAGAGACAACUGGAUGAAACCAAUGCUUUGCUGAGAACAGAAUCUGAUACUGCAGCCCGGUUAAGAAAAACCCAGGCAGAAAGUACAAAACAGAUUCAGCAGCUGGAAUCUAACAAUAGAGAUCUUCAAGAUAAAAAUUGUCUGCUGGAGACUGCCAAGUUAAAACUUGAAAAGGAAUUUAUCAAUCUUCAGUCAGUUCUAGAAUCUGAAAGGAGGGACCGAACCCACGGAUCAGAGAUAAUUAAUGACUUACAAGGUAGAAUAUCUGGCCUAGAAGAAGACUUAAAGAAUGGCAAAAUCUUAUUAGCAAAAGUAGAGAUGGAGAAGAGACAACUACAGGAGAGAUUUACUGAUUUGGAAAAGGAAAAGAACAACAUGGAAAUAGAUAUGACAUACCAACUAAAAGUUAUACAGCAGAGCUUAGAACAAGAAGAAGCUGAGCAUAAGGCUACAAAAGCACGGCUGGCAGAUAAAAAUAAAAUUUAUGAAUCCAUUGAAGAAGCAAAAUCAGAAGCCAUGAAAGAAAUGGAGAAAAACCUCUCAGAGGAAAGGACGUUAAAGCAGAAGGUGGAAAACCUGUUGCUGGAAGCUGAGAAGAGAUGCUCUAUAUUAGACUGUGACCUCAAACAGUCACAGCAGAAAAUAAAUGAACUCCUUAAGCAGAAAGAUGUGCUAAACGAAGAUAUCAGAAACUUGACAUUAAAAAUAGAGCAAGAAACUCAAAAGCGCUGCCUUACACAAAAUGACUUGAAGAUGCAAACACAGCAAGUUAACACACUAAAAAUGUCAGAAAAGCAGUUAAAACAGGAGAAUAAUCAUCUCAUGGAAAUGAAAAUGAGCUUGGAAAAGCAGAAUGCUGAACUUCGAAAAGAACGUCAAGAUGCAGACGGGCAAAUGAAGGAACUCCAAGAUCAGCUUGAAGCAGAGCAGUACUUCUCAACUCUCUAUAAAACACAGGUGAGAGAACUUAAAGAAGAAUGUGAAGAAAAGACUAAACUUUGUAAAGAAUUACAGCAGAAGAAACAGGAAUUCGAGGACGAAAGGGACUCCUUGGCUGCUCAACUGGAGAUCACCUUGACCAAAGCAGAUUCUGAGCAGCUGGCUCGUUCAAUUGCUGAAGAGCAAUACUCUGAUUUGGAAAAAGAGAAAAUCAUGAAAGAGCUUGAGAUCAAAGAGAUGAUGGCUAGACACAAACAGGAACUCACUGAAAAAGAUGCUACAAUUGCAUCUCUUGAAGAAACUAACAGGACACUAACUAGUGAUGUUGCCAAUCUUGCAAAUGAGAAAGAAGAAUUAAAUAACAAAUUAAAAGAUGCCCAAGAACAGCUAUCACGGUUGAAAGAUGAGGAGAUAAGUGCAGCCGCUAUUAAAGCACAAUUUGAGAAGCAACUAUUAACAGAGAGAACACUGAAAACUCAAGCUGUGAACAAGUUGGCCGAGAUCAUGAAUCGAAAAGAACCUGUCAAGCGUGGUAGUGACACUGAUGUGCGGAGAAAAGAGAAAGAGAAUAGAAAGCUACAUAUGGAGCUUAAAUCUGAACGUGAAAAACUGACCCAGCAGAUGAUCAAGUAUCAGAAAGAACUGAAUGAAAUGCAGGCUCAAAUAGCUGAAGAGAGCCAGAUUCGAAUUGAACUGCAGAUGGCCCUGGACAGUAAAGACAGUGACAUUGAGCAGCUGCGGUCACAGCUCCAGGCCUUGCAUAUUGGUCUGGAUAGUUCCAGUAUAGGCAGUGGACCAGGGGAUGCUGAGGCAGAUGAUGGCUUUCCAGUUCAUAUCACUCAGUCACGCACUAUGGAAUCCUUGUCAUUCACCUACCAACGUUCCUCUACUUCUCUCAAUAUUGCCACUAAGCCUUCCAGUUCUCAUAUGCUUCUUGACUCUGAUUCUGACUCAGAAGAAGAAUCUUUGCCUUACUUACCUAUUUCAUCGGAACCUGAUGGUACAGAAUCAAGACUAGAAGGAUGGCUUUCAUUGCCUGUGCGAAACAACACUAAGAAAUUUGGAUGGGUUAAAAAGUAUGUGAUUGUAAGCAGUAAGAAGAUUCUUUUCUAUGACAGUGAACAAGAUAAAGAACAAUCUAAUCCUUACAUGGUUUUAGAUAUAGACAAAUUAUUUCAUGUCCGACCAGUUACACAAACAGAUGUAUAUAGAGCAGAUGCUAAAGAAAUUCCAAGGAUAUUUCAGAUUCUGUAUGCCAAUGAAGGAGAAAGUAAGAAGGAACAAGAAUUUCCCGUGGAGCCCGUGGGAGAAAAGUCAAAUUAUAUUUGCCAUAAGGGACAUGAGUUCAUUCCUACCCUCUAUCAUUUCCCAACCAACUGUGAGGCUUGUAUGAAGCCUUUAUGGCAUAUGUUCAAACCCCCCCCUGCGUUAGAGUGCCGCCGCUGCCACAUUAAAUGUCAUAAAGAUCACAUGGACAGAAAGGAGGAGAUUAUAGCACCUUGCAAAGUUUAUUAUGAUAUUUCGACGGCCAAGAACCUAUUGUUAUUGGCAAAUUCUACAGAAGAGCAGCAAAAGUGGGUUAGUCGGUUGGUGAAAAAGAUACCUAAAAAGCCUCCAGCUCCAGACCCUUUUGCACGGUCAUCUCCUAGAACUUCAAUGAAGAUACAACAAAACCAGUCUAUUAGACGGCCAAGUCGACAGCUUGCCCCAAACAAACCAAGAUUGCUUGAUUUGGCAUUUAAAGACUGGGAUUGGUCAUUUGAUGAUGUUGAUGGUGGUGAUGAUGAUGACGAUGUUUUUGAUUUCUGA